Messenger RNA from Linum trigynum, 642 nucleotides. Lineage: Eukaryota; Viridiplantae; Streptophyta; Magnoliopsida; Malpighiales; Linaceae. The record is from the annotation of a GenBank genome assembly.
AUGGCAAUGAAGGGAGAGACGCCAGAGAAGAAGGAGGAGCAGAGCCGCCAGGGUUCUUCGCCUGCGGCGCCAUUCCGAGGGCGGCGCACUGCCGGAGAGGAAGUAGAGAAGCAGGCUAAGACGGAGAAAGAAACGCCGGUGCCCCAGAGGAAGAAGAAGAAGCGUGGCGGCGACAUCCUCUGUCCGUCGCCGAAGACGACGUCGGUGGCAGCCCAAAUCGUGCAGACGCCGCGAUCUGAUGUCGAGGAGACGACGGAGCUGAAGGCGGCGGCGGCGGGCUGGCCUCGUGGUCGUCGAGUAUCGCCAAGGGAAGACAAGCCGUCAGAGAAGCUGCUCACGCCAAGGAAGGGAGUGGAGGAAAGGGAGCUGCCGACGGGGAAGAUGGCUCUGCCGGCGUGGAAGAUGAUGACGGAGGAGCAUCCAACAAACGAGGAGAAGGUGGAGGGUGCCAGUGUCUGCCACUCCACGAACCCUAUGUCGCGGGAACUAGAUCCGCGCAUCAUGGCAGCUGGGCUCUCGAUGGGCCGAUCUGAUCUGCAAUGGAGGUUGUCAUUAGGCCACGGACGAGAGAAGUGCCUUAGAAGACCGGGUCAACAGUUGGUGUGGCGGACCAGCAAAGUGGGCCCAGUCGAGUGGACAUAA